AUGAGUAUCGCGCGACCAUUCCGAGCGACCGAUCUCUUCAAGUUCAACAACGUCAAUUUGGACAUAUGGACAGAGACGUACGGAAUUAGCUUCUACCUGGGCUACUUGUCGCGGUGGCCCGACCUAUGUUGCAUCGAGGAGUCUCCGAGUGGUCGCAUGAUGGGUUACGUCAUUGGUAAGGCUGAGGGCACUGGAGCGGAUUGGCACGGACACAUCACUGCCCUUUCCGUCGCUCCCGAGUACCGCCGUCUCUCGCUCGCUCGCAAAAUGAUUGACCUACUCGAGCGUAUCUCGGACGAGAACUACCGGGCAUACUUCGUCGACCUCUACGUGCGCUGUGCGAACAAUAUCGCCAUCUCCAUGUAUGAGGGCUUCGGUUACAGCGUGUAUAGGCGAAUAAGGGAGUACUAUGGGAACCUCGGGUUAGGACGGAACGCGAAGGACGAGGAGGACGCGUUCGAUAUGAGGAAACCACUCUCACGAGACCCGAUGCGGCGUUCCGUCCGAAGUAACGGCCGAGAAAUUGUCGUGAGCGCACAUGAUGCAACGUAG
This is a messenger RNA of Sparassis crispa, 552 nucleotides long. RefSeq names its product N-terminal acetyltransferase B complex catalytic subunit naa20. Lineage: Eukaryota; Fungi; Basidiomycota; Agaricomycetes; Polyporales; Sparassidaceae. The record is from RefSeq and is a predicted model, not a curated record. Gene Ontology annotation, molecular function: protein-N-terminal amino-acid acetyltransferase activity. Bases 1 to 552 code for a protein of 183 amino acids. The transcript is spliced from 5 exons. Gene Ontology annotation, cellular component: NatB complex. Gene Ontology annotation, biological process: N-terminal peptidyl-methionine acetylation.